AUGAGGUGCCUCAAAACGCAGCGCAUACAGGCAGGCGGCACGCGCCACCUGGGGGAGGUCAGCCUGGCGAGACGAGAAGGGGACGGCGGGUGGCGGGAUGUGUGGGAGCGAGAUGGGGAUGCGUGGGAGCGAGAUGGGGAUGCGUGGGAGCGAGAUGGGGAUGCGUGGGAGCGAGAUGGGGAUGCGUGGGAGCGAGAUGGGGAUGCGUGGGAGCGAGAUGGGGAUGCGUGGGAGCGAGAUGGGGAUGCGUGGGAGCGAGAUGGGGAUGCGUGGGAGCGAGAUGGGGAUGCGUGGGAGCGAGAUGGGGAUGCGUGGGAGCGAGAUGGGGAUGCGUGGGAGCGAGAUGGGGAUGCGUGGGAGCGAGAUGGGGAUGCGUGGGAGCGAGAUGGGGAUGCGUGGGAGCGAGAUGGGGAUGCGUGGGAGCGAGAUGGGGAUGCGUGGGAGCGAGAUGGGGAUGCGUGGGAGCGAGAUGGGGAUGCGUGGGAGCGAGAUGGGGAUGCGUGGGAGCGAGAUGGGGAUGCGUGGGAGCGAGAUGGGGAUGCGUGGGAGCGAGAUGGGGAUGCGUGGGAGCGAGAUGGGGAUGCGUGGGAGCGAGAUGGGGAUGCGUGGGAGCGAGAUGGGGAUGCGUGGGAGCGAGAUGGGGAUGCGUGGGAGCGAGAUGGGGAUGCGUGGGAGCGAGAUGGGGAUGCGUGGGAGCGAGAUGGGGAUGCGUGGGAGCGAGAUGGGGAUGCGUGGGAGCGAGAUGGGGAUGCGUGGGAGCGAGAUGGGGAUGCGUGGGAGCGAGAUGGGGAUGCGUGGGAGCGAGAUGGGGAUGCGUGGGAGCGAGAUGGGGAUGCGUGGGAGCGAGAUGGGGAUGCGUGGGAGCGAGAUGGGGAUGCGUGGGAGCGAGAUGGGGAUGCGUGGGAGCGAGAUGGGGAUGCGUGGGAGCGAGAUGGGGAUGCGUGGGAGCGAGAUGGGGAUGCGUGGGAGCGAGAUGGGGAUGCGUGGGAGCGAGAUGGGGAUGCGUGGGAGCGAGAUGGGGAUGCGUGGGAGCGAGAUGGGGAUGCGUGGGAGCGAGAUGGGGAUGCGUGGGAGCGAGAUGGGGAUGCGUGGGAGCGAGAUGGGGAUGCGUGGGAGCGAGAUGGGGAUGCGUGGGAGCGAGAUGGGGAUGCGUGGGAGCGAGAUGGGGAUGCGUGGGAGCGAGAUGGGGAUGCGUGGGAGCGAGAUGGGGAUGCGUGGGAGCGAGAUGGGGAUGCGUGGGAGCGAGAUGGGGAUGCGUGGGAGCGAGAUGGGGAUGCGUGGGAGCGAGAUGGGGAUGCGUGGGAGCGAGAUGGGGAUGCGUGGGAGCGAGAUGGGGAUGCGUGGGAGCGAGAUGGGGAUGCGUGGGAGCGAGAUGGGGAUGCGUGGGAGCGAGAUGGGGAUGCGUGGGAGCGAGAUGGGGAUGCGUGGGAGCGAGAUGGGGAUGCGUGGGAGCGAGAUGGGGAUGCGUGGGAGCGAGAUGGGGAUGCGUGGGAGCGAGAUGGGGAUGCGUGGGAGCGAGAUGGGGAUGCGUGGGAGCGAGAUGGGGAUGCGUGGGAGCGAGAUGGGGAUGCGUGGGAGCGAGAUGGGGAUGCGUGGGAGCGAGAUGGGGAUGCGUGGGAGCGAGAUGGGGAUGCGUGGGAGCGAGAUGGGGAUGCGUGGGAGCGAGAUGGGGAUGCGUGGGAGCGAGAUGGGGAUGCGUGGGAGCGAGAUGGGGAUGCGUGGGAGCGAGAUGGGGAUGCGUGGGAGCGAGAUGGGGAUGCGUGGGAGCGAGAUGGGGAUGCGUGGGAGCGAGAUGGGGAUGCGUGGGAGCGAGAUGGGGAUGCGUGGGAGCGAGAUGGGGAUGCGUGGGAGCGAGAUGGGGAUGCGUGGGAGCGAGAUGGGGAUGCGUGGGAGCGAGAUGGGGAUGCGUGGGAGCGAGAUGGGGAUGCGUGGGAGCGAGAUGGGGAUGCGUGGGAGCGAGAUGGGGAUGCGUGGGAGCGAGAUGGGGAUGCGUGGGAGCGAGAUGGGGAUGCGUGGGAGCGAGAUGGGGAUGCGUGGGAGCGAGAUGGGGAUGCGUGGGAGCGAGAUGGGGAUGCGUGGGAGCGAGAUGGGGAUGCGUGGGAGCGAGAUGGGGAUGCGUGGGAGCGAGAUGGGGAUGCGUGGGAGCGAGAUGGGGAUGCGUGGGAGCGAGAUGGGGAUGCGUGGGAGCGAGAUGGGGAUGCGUGGGAGCGAGAUGGGGAUGCGUGGGAGCGAGAUGGGGAUGCGUGGGAGCGAGAUGGGGAUGCGUGGGAGCGAGAUGGGGAUGCGUGGGAGCGAGAUGGGGAUGCGUGGGAGCGAGAUGGGGAUGCGUGGGAGCGAGAUGGGGAUGCGUGGGAGCGAGAUGGGGAUGCGUGGGAGCGAGAUGGGGAUGCGUGGGAGCGAGAUGGGGAUGCGUGGGAGCGAGAUGGGGAUGCGUGGGAGCGAGAUGGGGAUGCGUGGGAGCGAGAUGGGGAUGCGUGGGAGCGAGAUGGGGAUGCGUGGGAGCGAGAUGGGGAUGCGUGGGAGCGAGAUGGGGAUGCGUGGGAGCGAGAUGGGGAUGCGUGGGAGCGAGAUGGGGAUGCGUGGGAGCGAGAUGGGGAUGCGUGGGAGCGAGAUGGGGAUGCGUGGGAGCGAGAUGGGGAUGCGUGGGAGCGAGAUGGGGAUGCGUGGGAGCGAGAUGGGGAUGCGUGGGAGCGAGAUGGGGAUGCGUGGGAGCGAGAUGGGGAUGCGUGGGAGCGAGAUGGGGAUGCGUGGGAGCGAGAUGGGGAUGCGUGGGAGCGAGAUGGGGAUGCGUGGGAGCGAGAUGGGGAUGCGUGGGAGCGAGAUGGGGAUGCGUGGGAGCGAGAUGGGGAUGCGUGGGAGCGAGAUGGGGAUGCGUGGGAGCGAGAUGGGGAUGCGUGGGAGCGAGAUGGGGAUGCGUGGGAGCGAGAUGGGGAUGCGUGGGAGCGAGAUGGGGAUGCGUGGGAGCGAGAUGGGGAUGCGUGGGAGCGAGAUGGGGAUGCGUGGGAGCGAGAUGGGGAUGCGUGGGAGCGAGAUGGGGAUGCGUGGGAGCGAGAUGGGGAUGCGUGGGAGCGAGAUGGGGAUGCGUGGGAGCGAGAUGGGGAUGCGUGGGAGCGAGAUGGGGAUGCGUGGGAGCGAGAUGGGGAUGCGUGGGAGCGAGAUGGGGAUGCGUGGGAGCGAGAUGGGGAUGCGUGGGAGCGAGAUGGGGAUGCGUGGGAGCGAGAUGGGGAUGCGUGGGAGCGAGAUGGGGAUGCGUGGGAGCGAGAUGGGGAUGCGUGGGAGCGAGAUGGGGAUGCGUGGGAGCGAGAUGGGGAUGCGUGGGAGCGAGAUGGGGAUGCGUGGGAGCGAGAUGGGGAUGCGUGGGAGCGAGAUGGGGAUGCGUGGGAGCGAGAUGGGGAUGCGUGGGAGCGAGAUGGGGAUGCGUGGGAGCGAGAUGGGGAUGCGUGGGAGCGAGAUGGGGAUGCGUGGGAGCGAGAUGGGGAUGCGUGGGAGCGAGAUGGGGAUGCGUGGGAGCGAGAUGGGGAUGCGUGGGAGCGAGAUGGGGAUGCGUGGGAGCGAGAUGGGGAUGCGUGGGAGCGAGAUGGGGAUGCGUGGGAGCGAGAUGGGGAUGCGUGGGAGCGAGAUGGGGAUGCGUGGGAGCGAGAUGGGGAUGCGUGGGAGCGAGAUGGGGAUGCGUGGGAGCGAGAUGGGGAUGUGUGGGAGCGAGAUGGGGAUGCGUGGGAGCGAGAUGGGGAUGCGUGGGAGCGAGAUGGGGAUGCGUGGGAGCGAGAUGGGGAUGCGUGGGAGCGAGAUGGGGAUGUGUGGGAGCGAGAUGGGGAUGUGUGGGAGCGAGAUGGGGAUGUGUGGGAGCGAGAUGGGGAUGUGUGGGAGCGAGAUGGGGAUGUGUGGGAGCGAGAUGGGGAUGUGUGGGAGCGAGAUGGGGAUGUGUGGGAGCGAGAUGGGGAUGUGUGGGAGCGAGAUGGGGAUGUGUGGGAGCGAGAUGGGGAUGUGUGGGAGCGAGAUGGGGAUGUGUGGGAGCGAGAUGGGGAUGUGUGGGAGCGAGAUGGGGAUGUGUGGGAGCGAGAUGGGGAUGUGUGGGAGCGAGAUGGGGAUGUGUGGGAGCGAGAUGGGGAUGUGUGGGAGCGAGAUGGGGAUGUGUGGGAGCGAGAUGGGGAUGUGUGGGAGCGAGAUGGGGAUGUGUGGGAGCGAGAUGGGGAUGUGUGGGAGCGAGAUGGGGAUGUGUGGGAGCGAGAUGGGGAUGUGUGGGAGCGAGAUGGGGAUGUGUGGGAGCGAGAUGGGGAUGUGUGGGAGCGAGAUGGGGAUGUGUGGGAGCGAGAUGGGGAUGUGUGGGAGCGAGAUGGGGAUGUGUGGGAGCGAGAUGGGGAUGUGUGGGAGCGAGAUGGGGAUGUGUGGGAGCGAGAUGGGGAUGUGUGGGAGCGAGAUGGGGAUGUGUGGGAGCGAGAUGGGGAUGUGUGGGAGCGAGAUGGGGAUGUGUGGGAGCGAGAUGGGGAUGUGUGGGAGCGAGAUGGGGAUGUGUGGGAGCGAGAUGGGGAUGUGUGGGAGCGAGAUGGGGAUGUGUGGGAGCGAGAUGGGGAUGUGUGGGAGCGAGAUGGGGAUGUGUGGGAGCGAGAUGGGGAUGUGUGGGAGCGAGAUGGGGAUGUGUGGGAGCGAGAUGGGGAUGUGUGGGAGCGAGAUGGGGAUGUGUGGGAGCGAGAUGGGGAUGUGUGGGAGCGAGAUGGGGAUGUGUGGGAGCGAGAUGGGGAUGUGUGGGAGCGAGAUGGGGAUGUGUGGGAGCGAGAUGGGGAUGUGUGGGAGCGAGAUGGGGAUGUGUGGGAGCGAGAUGGGGAUGUGUGGGAGCGAGAUGGGGAUGUGUGGGAGCGAGAUGGGGAUGUGUGGGAGCGAGAUGGGGAUGUGUGGGAGCGAGAUGGGGAUGUGUGGGAGCGAGAUGGGGAUGUGUGGGAGCGAGAUGGGGAUGUGUGGGAGCGAGAUGGGGAUGUGUGGGAGCGAGAUGGGGAUGUGUGGGAGCGAGAUGGGGAUGUGUGGGAGCGAGAUGGGGAUGUGUGGGAGCGAGAUGGGGAUGUGUGGGAGCGAGAUGGGGAUGUGUGGGAGCGAGAUGGGGAUGUGUGGGAGCGAGAUGGGGAUGUGUGGGAGCGAGAUGGGGAUGUGUGGGAGCGAGAUGGGGAUGUGUGGGAGCGAGAUGGGGAUGUGUGGGAGCGAGAUGGGGAUGUGUGGGAGCGAGAUGGGGAUGUGUGGGAGCGAGAUGGGGAUGUGUGGGAGCGAGAUGGGGAUGUGUGGGAGCGAGAUGGGGAUGUGUGGGAGCGAGAUGGGGAUGUGUGGGAGCGAGAUGGGGAUGUGUGGGAGCGAGAUGGGGAUGUGUGGGAGCGAGAUGGGGAUGUGUGGGAGCGAGAUGGGGAUGUGUGGGAGCGAGAUGGGGAUGUGUGGGAGCGAGAUGGGGAUGUGUGGGAGCGAGAUGGGGAUGUGUGGGAGCGAGAUGGGGAUGUGUGGGAGCGAGAUGGGGAUGUGUGGGAGCGAGAUGGGGAUGUGUGGGAGCGAGAUGGGGAUGUGUGGGAGCGAGAUGGGGAUGUGUGGGAGCGAGAUGGGGAUGUGUGGGAGCGAGAUGGGGAUGUGUGGGAGCGAGAUGGGGAUGUGUGGGAGCGAGAUGGGGAUGUGUGGGAGCGAGAUGGGGAUGUGUGGGAGCGAGAUGGGGAUGUGUGGGAGCGAGAUGGGGAUGUGUGGGAGCGAGAUGGGGAUGUGUGGGAGCGAGAUGGGGAUGUGUGGGAGCGAGAUGGGGAUGUGUGGGAGCGAGAUGGGGAUGUGUGGGAGCGAGAUGGGGAUGUGUGGGAGCGAGAUGGGGAUGUGUGGGAGCGAGAUGGGGAUGUGUGGGAGCGAGAUGGGGAUGUGUGGGAGCGAGAUGGGGAUGUGUGGGAGCGAGAUGGGGAUGUGUGGGAGCGAGAUGGGGAUGUGUGGGAGCGAGAUGGGGAUGUGUGGGAGCGAGAUGGGGAUGUGUGGGAGCGAGAUGGGGAUGUGUGGGAGCGAGAUGGGGAUAUGGGGAUGCGUGGGGAGCGAGAUGGGGAUGCGUGGGAGCGAGAUGGGGAUGCGUGGGAGCGAGAUGGGGAUGCGUGGGAGCGAGAUGGGGAUGCGUGGGAGCGAGAUGGGGAUGCGUGGGAGCGAGAUGGGGAUGCGUGGGAGCGAGAUGGGGAUGCGUGGGAGCGAGAUGGGGAUGCGUGGGAGCGAGAUGGGGAUGCGUGGGAGCGAGAUGGGGAUGCGUGGGAGCGAGAUGGGGAUGCGUGGGAGCGAGAUGGGGAUGCGUGGGAGCGAGAUGGGGAUGCGUGGGAGCGAGAUGGGGAUGCGUGGGAGCGAGAUGGGGAUGCGUGGGAGCGAGAUGGGGAUGCGUGGGAGCGAGAUGGGGAUGCGUGGGAGCGAGAUGGGGAUGCGUGGGAGCGAGAUGGGGAUGCGUGGGAGCGAGAUGGGGAUGCGUGGGAGCGAGAUGGGGAUGCGUGGGAGCGAGAUGGGGAUGCGUGGGAGCGAGAUGGGGAUGCGUGGGAGCGAGAUGGGGAUGCGUGGGAGCGAGAUGGGGAUGCGUGGGAGCGAGAUGGGGAUGCGUGGGAGCGAGAUGGGGAUGUGUGGGAGCGAGAUGGGGAUGUGUGGGAGCGAGAUGGGGAUGUGUGGGAGCGAGAUGGGGAUGUGUGGGAGCGAGAUGGGGAUGUGUGGGAGCGAGAUGGGGAUGUGUGGGAGCGAGAUGGGGAUGUGUGGGAGCGAGAUGGGGAUGCGUGGGAGCGAGAUGGGGAUGCGUGGGAGCGAGAUGGGGAUGCGUGGGAGCGAGAUGGGGAUGCGUGGGAGCGAGAUGGGGAUGCGUGGGAGCGAGAUGGGGAUGCGUGGGAGCGAGAUGGGGAUGCGUGGGAGCGAGAUGGGGAUGCGUGGGAGCGAGAUGGGGAUGCGUGGGAGCGAGAUGGGGAUGCGUGGGAGCGAGAUGGGGAUGCGUGGGAGCGAGAUGGGGAUGCGUGGGAGCGAGAUGGGGAUGCGUGGGAGCGAGAUGGGGAUGCGUGGGAGCGAGAUGGGGAUGCGUGGGAGCGAGAUGGGGAUGCGUGGGAGCGAGAUGGGGAUGCGUGGGAGCGAGAUGGGGAUGCGUGGGAGCGAGAUGGGGAUGCGUGGGAGCGAGAUGGGGAUGCGUGGGAGCGAGAUGGGGAUGCGUGGGAGCGAGAUGGGGAUGCGUGGGAGCGAGAUGGGGAUGCGUGGGAGCGAGAUGGGGAUGCGUGGGAGCGAGAUGGGGAUGCGUGGGAGCGAGAUGGGGAUGCGUGGGAGCGAGAUGGGGAUGCGUGGGAGCGAGAUGGGGAUGCGUGGGAGCGAGAUGGGGAUGUGUGGGAGCGAGAUGGGGAUGUGUGGGAGCGAGAUGGGGAUGUGUGGGAGCGAGAUGGGGAUGUGUGGGAGCGAGAUGGGGAUGUGUGGGAGCGAGAUGGGGAUGUGUGGGAGCGAGAUGGGGAUGUGUGGGAGCGAGAUGGGGAUGUGUGGGAGCGAGAUGGGGAUGUGUGGGAGCGAGAUGGGGAUGUGUGGGAGCGAGAUGGGGAUGUGUGGGAGCGAGAUGGGGAUGUGUGGGAGCGAGAUGGGGAUGUGUGGGAGCGAGAUGGGGAUGUGUGGGAGCGAGAUGGGGAUGUGUGGGAGCGAGAUGGGGAUGUGUGGGAGCGAGAUGGGGAUGUGUGGGAGCGAGAUGGGGAUGUGUGGGAGCGAGAUGGGGAUGUGUGGGAGCGAGAUGGGGAUGUGUGGGAGCGAGAUGGGGAUGUGUGGGAGCGAGAUGGGGAUGUGUGGGAGCGAGAUGGGGAUGUGUGGGAGCGAGAUGGGGAUGUGUGGGAGCGAGAUGGGGAUGUGUGGGAGCGAGAUGGGGAUGUGUGGGAGCGAGAUGGGGAUGUGUGGGAGCGAGAUGGGGAUGUGUGGGAGCGAGAUGGGGAUGUGUGGGAGCGAGAUGGGGAUGUGUGGGAGCGAGAUGGGGAUGUGUGGGAGCGAGAUGGGGAUGUGUGGGAGCGAGAUGGGGAUGUGUGGGAGCGAGAUGGGGAUGUGUGGGAGCGAGAUGGGGAUGUGUGGGAGCGAGAUGGGGAUGUGUGGGAGCGAGAUGGGGAUGUGUGGGAGCGAGAUGGGGAUGUGUGGGAGCGAGAUGGGGAUGUGUGGGAGCGAGAUGGGGAUGUGUGGGAGCGAGAUGGGGAUGUGUGGGAGCGAGAUGGGGAUGUGUGGGAGCGAGAUGGGGAUGUGUGGGAGCGAGAUGGGGAUGUGUGGGAGCGAGAUGGGGAUGUGUGGGAGCGAGAUGGGGAUGUGUGGGAGCGAGAUGGGGAUGUGUGGGAGCGAGAUGGGGAUGUGUGGGAGCGAGAUGGGGAUGUGUGGGAGCGAGAUGGGGAUGUGUGGGAGCGAGAUGGGGAUGUGUGGGAGCGAGAUGGGGAUGUGUGGGAGCGAGAUGGGGAUGUGUGGGAGCGAGAUGGGGAUGUGUGGGAGCGAGAUGGGGAUGUGUGGGAGCGAGAUGGGGAUGUGUGGGAGCGAGAUGGGGAUGUGUGGGAGCGAGAUGGGGAUGUGUGGGAGCGAGAUGGGGAUGUGUGGGAGCGAGAUGGGGAUGUGUGGGAGCGAGAUGGGGAUGUGUGGGAGCGAGAUGGGGAUGUGUGGGAGCGAGAUGGGGAUGUGUGGGAGCGAGAUGGGGAUGUGUGGGAGCGAGAUGGGGAUGUGUGGGAGCGAGAUGGGGAUGUGUGGGAGCGAGAUGGGGAUGUGUGGGAGCGAGAUGGGGAUGUGUGGGAGCGAGAUGGGGAUGUGUGGGAGCGAGAUGGGGAUGUGUGGGAGCGAGAUGGGGAUGUGUGGGAGCGAGAUGGGGAUGUGUGGGAGCGAGAUGGGGAUGUGUGGGAGCGAGAUGGGGAUGUGUGGGAGCGAGAUGGGGAUGUGUGGGAGCGAGAUGGGGAUGUGUGGGAGCGAGAUGGGGAUGUGUGGGAGCGAGAUGGGGAUGUGUGGGAGCGAGAUGGGGAUGUGUGGGAGCGAGAUGGGGAUGUGUGGGAGCGAGAUGGGGAUGUGUGGGAGCGAGAUGGGGAUGUGUGGGAGCGAGAUGGGGAUGUGUGGGAGCGAGAUGGGGAUGUGUGGGAGCGAGAUGGGGAUGUGUGGGAGCGAGAUGGGGAUGUGUGGGAGCGAGAUGGGGAUGUGUGGGAGCGAGAUGGGGAUGUGUGGGAGCGAGAUGGGGAUGUGUGGGAGCGAGAUGGGGAUGUGUGGGAGCGAGAUGGGGAUGUGUGGGAGCGAGAUGGGGAUGUGUGGGAGCGAGAUGGGGAUGUGUGGGAGCGAGAUGGGGAUGUGUGGGAGCGAGAUGGGGAUGUGUGGGAGCGAGAUGGGGAUGUGUGGGAGCGAGAUGGGGAUGUGUGGGAGCGAGAUGGGGAUGUGUGGGAGCGAGAUGGGGAUGUGUGGGAGCGAGAUGGGGAUGUGUGGGAGCGAGAUGGGGAUGCGAGACGGAUGAUGCGGACGGGAUGCGCGGGAGCGGAUUUCUGA
Closterium sp. Yama58-4 is the source of this 9477-nucleotide messenger RNA. The record is from the annotation of a GenBank genome assembly. Lineage: Eukaryota; Viridiplantae; Streptophyta; Zygnematophyceae; Desmidiales; Closteriaceae.